This is a messenger RNA of Budorcas taxicolor (takin), 1815 nucleotides long. It is a transcript of the gene TMT1A, whose product is annotated as thiol methyltransferase 1A. The coding region runs from base 1 to 738 and encodes 245 amino acids. Gene Ontology annotation, molecular function: S-adenosylmethionine-dependent methyltransferase activity. NCBI's taxonomy places the organism in Eukaryota, Metazoa, Chordata, Mammalia, Artiodactyla, Bovidae. The transcript has 2 exons. The record is from RefSeq and is a predicted model, not a curated record.
AUGAUGGCGCUCACCAUUUUUAUCCUCCGUCUGGCCGUCUGCAUCCUGGCAUUUCCCAUGUACCUGCUGGACUUUCUGGGCUUGUGGAACUGGAUAUGCAAACAGUGGUUCCCCUACUUCCUGGAGAGGUUCACUGUGAUGUACAACAAACAGAUGGAGAGCAAGAAGCAGGAGCUCUUCAGCAACCUGCGGGAGUUCACAGGCCCCUCUGGGAAGCUCUCCCUGCUGGAGCUGGGCUGUGGCACGGGGGCCAACUUCAAGUUCUACCCCUCUGGAUGCCAGGUGACCUGUGUUGAUCCCAACCCCAGCUUUGAGAAGUUCUUGAUCAAGAGCAUUGCCCAGAACCGACACCUGCAGUUUGAGUGCUUCAUAGUGGCUGCCGGGGAGAACAUGCACCAGGUGGCCACAGGCUCCAUAGAUGUGGUGGUCUGCACCCUGGUGCUCUGCUCGGUGAAGAACCAGGAGCAGAUCCUCCAGGAAGUGUGCCGAGUGCUGAGGCCGGGAGGAGCUUUUUAUUUCAUGGAGCACGUAGCAGAUAAGCCUUCCACCUGGAAUUACUUCUGGCAACAGGUCCUGGAUCCCGUCUGGCACCUUCUGUUUGAUGGAUGCAACCUGACCAGAGAGAGCUGGAAGGCCCUGGAGCAGGCCCGCUUCUCCAAGCUGAAGCUGCAGCACUUACAGGCCCCUCUGUCCUGGGAGCUAGUGCGCCCUCACAUCUACGGAUAUGCUGUGAAAUAGUGGAAGCAGGGAGCUGAGACCCAAAGGGCUCAAAUAAUUUAAGGUUUUGGCUUCACACUUAAAACAGUAACUGAAAGAUGGGAACUCCCUUUUUUGGGUAAAUUUACAUUUCAUCCCUUAAAGUUUAUGUUAUAACCUAGUUAACCAUUUUCUAUCAUCUCCCAAAAAUCAAAACACAAAACAACUUUGAACUCUCUCUUGAAAGAAACAGUGGGCUUCCAUAAUUAAAUUCUACCAUUAUCCUCAGAUCUUACUUUAUUCCAUAACUUCACAGUUUAUCUUAUUUAAAUUAUGACCCAACAGAUUUUAAUUUCACCAUUUCUAUGAGAGGCUGAUGCUAAUAAGAAUUAAAUCACACAAAGGAAGAUUUUGAAAAGGAAGAGGGGAAAACAUCUUAAGAAUUCACAAACUGAAUAAAGAAAUACUAUUUGAAAAAUCCAAACCUAAAAGCACAGGUGUUGUUUUUAUUUUUUUUAAGGAAUCGGAAUCUACUUGCUCUUCUUAGUAUCACUGUGCUGGCUUUCAAAAUUAAUGUACCAGGACGCCACACCUGGUUCUGCCCAGCUCUGUUAUGUUUUUUAUUCUGGUAUUCCACCAAAGUUUGUUCUCCUGCAUUCCAGUCUUUAAUUCUUACAAGCAAGAUUGUACUUUAGUAUAUCCAUAAAACUACAUGAAGCAGAGUUCUUGGGUUCAUUUUGCCCAUUAUAUAGCAUGUACUUGGCUGAAUGUUUUAAACUGCAAGCAAAGGAAAUGCCCACUGUAGUGAGGGAAACACUGAAUGCUUGGGUAUGCUUUGUAAGAGCCCCCUCAAAAUAGGCAACCUGUGAGUCUGUAAAGAGGUAGACAAAUAUUGUUUGGAUUAUUCUGAUCAAAUUUCUACUCUGGUCCCAAGAUGAUUUCUUUGUUCCUUGUAACCACAGAAACCUUGAAAAAUCAUCACAAGUGUAUUGAAAACAAGUUGGUCAGUUAGAGGAUUUAGAAUUUUCAGCACAAGUUUGUAUGCACUUUAAUAAAUUUAGUAUGUUUUCUGAGAUGAUUUUGCAAAAGGGCUAUUUUAAAUAUCAACUCAAAUUUACA